GCAGCAGCAGCAGCAAGCCUCGCUUCUUCUGAACCAUGCGAUGAAAGCGUUGCUGCUGCUCUUUAUUUUGGUGGGCGGGUUGGUAAGCGUAUGUGUUCGCCUACCGUCACCAGUAAACCAAGAACAUCGCUCCGCGGAGGCAGCAGCAGCUGUUGUUGAGCUUGGGUGGCAGCCGGCGUCACGAGGCUCCACGCAUGAGGCUCGGAAAGAAAGGGCAGAGCCGCGGCGGCCAUGGGCAAGGGCACAGCCAGGGAGAGGGAAGGGGGCAGAUGGGCAAGGGCGUGGGGCCGGAGAAGGCGGCUCCGAGACGAGGGCACUCAAUGCUGAGACGGCUGCUGCAGCGGCUUCUUCGAGCAACAGUCCGAAGCUGCAGGUUCCCGCGGUUGCCGACAAAAGUAAAAGUCGUAGUGCCUCGAACGGCGGCGGUCACCAGCCGGAUUUGCCUGAGAAGUCUUCGAUUCAGCCUAUCGACAUCCCUUUCCUUCAAGAACCUGGUGGAUGGCAGCUUCCGGGCAACGGAAUCUCUAUGGACGCGACCGGUGAACCAAAAUCCGGCACGACCUGGCUAGGGAGGUUGGUACCGGACCUGGCGCUACACCUUUGUGGGAACGCGAACAACUCGUGGUGCGGCAUGGGAGGACUAGCUGUUCUCGACAACCUACCGGCGCCAAAGUACGUGUUCGAGAUGGUGAACAAGACCGCCGGCGAGGGUGCUCUCUUCCUUCACUUCGAUGGCAACGGCAAGCACUACAUACCGGGCAUGAAGGGCGAGCCGCAUCCCGGCUGCGACAACGGGGGCAGGCCGCACGAGAACUACUUCGGGGACACUCCGCCGUGCCUGGACGAAGAGGAGACUCCGACGAGGGAGCGCCUGCGCGCGUGCCUCUUUAACACGUCGGCCCUGUGCGUGCAGUACAUGGCAAGCGUCGAUCCGGACGUAAGGCGGAGUAUGGUCAUCAUACGGGACCCCAGAGAUGUGGCGAUGUCCGAGCGGGAAAUGCGGAUUAAAUACUACAGAGAACCCGCCUGGAUCAGAAAGACUACGCCGGACGUGUUCGCGCGGAAACGUUUCGAGAUUCUGGUCUCAUGGACACACCAGCGGUACCUCUGGCACACGGAAACGGUCAUGGCGCCCUCGUCUCACGUCGUCUUCUAUGAGGAUCUGAAGGACCAUCACCACGGCUUCAUCGGCAUGGCAGACUUCAUGGGCCUGGCGUGCUCCGAGGAGGACGCCCUCGAGGUGUGGCGUGCCCACCGGAAUCCCGCACCGCACGGGGACUACAGCACGCACGGGCUCCAGCUGGAGACGAUCCAGUGGAUGAACGAAACCAUGGCGAGGCUGCUGCCUCCCUCGCUGGCCUUCCGCUGGGGAGUGACCCCGACCGACCUCGGAGCUUGAGAGACGACCACCCCACAGGAGUUGGGCGAGGUUGAUUUGGUAUGUCCAGGCAACGACACGUACCAGUCUUCGGGAGCCGACAGGGUCCCCUCUAUCGCCGCAGCGUUCCUUUGCUUUUUCUGCCGUUGCAUGUGUGAGCGUUGGUUGCGUCCACGAGUGUUGAAUGUGUCGGAUAGUUCGGACGCCGUGGUGAACCGUGAACCGUGAACCGUGAACCGUGAACCGUGAAGGGAAGUACGUCUGGGCACACGCAGACAAAAACCAUAGCGCCACGACGUCAUUGCGAAUGGGUAUCUUGAGUUUUUUUCGUUUCGAUCAGAGUUUGGUUGUGUGCGGCGUUGGCCCUACGCUGUGAGAGAUCGUGUUCGAUACAGAGGGAGGCGACGCGCUGGUCUCCAACAGUCCAUGUCGUCGCGUCAACUACAGACAGUCGUGUGGUUCUUGUGGAAGUCGUUCCUGUUGCCCGAAAGGUUGGAUGAGUUCUGCACGUUGAAGUAUUGGUUAUUGCUUGGGGGUUGCGGGGUGCUGAUGUGUGUGUGUUAUUUUUUAUUAUUAGCAUCGACCUGUAUGUGUGUUUUUUUUGUUUGGUGUGUCAUUUUUACUGGUGGUGCUUGCAGGCUGGGUGGUGCUGCGAGUAUGGUGUGGUUUUGUAACUAUUUCCUCGUGUUCUGUUGUUCCGGUCGUCUAACCUUUGUCGGUCGGUGGUACCUGUUCAAUAGACUAGACCCCCCAGGGACCGGUUGACUUGUGUAGUGUGUGGCACUGGUGCUGUUCAGAUAUAUAUUGGUUUGAGUUUGUUGGGCUGGUGAGGGCCGGAGACUCGAGUGGAACUGGACCUCUGUGUAGAUUGCAUGUGGUCGGAAAUGGCAGGCCAGCGCUUGCAAAGAUUGUGGUUGGAGUGCGAGCAGCCUUUGAUGAUGACCUGCCUUGCACCUUCCUAGGGUACACAGCAGUUGUUUACUGGGUGUCAGGGUCAGGCUUAGAGGUGUGAUUCGUGCGCAUGAUCUCUUGCGCGUUUUAUGAGCGCCUCUGUUCGGAUUGUUUAUACAUUAUUUUUCGUGGUUGUACAAACGUGCGAUUUGUUGGCUUUCCGUGGGGAUGUUAUGACCGCUGCGUGCCGGGAGACCUUGUGCGUGUUAUCAUGUCCAAUGCGACUGGUGCUCGCUAGAACACGCUAGGUGGAGCGUUCUUGUCCAUGUUUUCGCGCGUUAUAUUUUGUGUGCGUGCUUUUGUGCUCCUUCUUUGGAUCUUGAACACCUCGUCUUUCAUUGCCUUUCAAGCAUGAAAAAAAAAUUGGUUUGGGUUGCCCAAGGGGGUAAAUAUGGCUGGAGGCCUUGUAAGUGUGGCCACAUCCACGAUGGUUGCUCGCUAGACAAACACAAUAGGACCUUUCUUGUCUCCGUAAUCGCGAAAGCUCAUUCUCAGUCAUACGUGUUUUGGUGGCGCCUCUGUUUGGGUGCUGUAUUCUGUGUUUCGCGUCCGUUCAAGCAUGGUAUGGUCGUUGGCUUCCCAUGGAACAGCUGGCGGUAUUCAUUUAUUUUUGUAAUCUGAGUGUUGCUACAUCCACUGCGGCGGGUCCUUGCUACAUAGUUCCAGAAUACGGGGUGCGGGUCGAGCUUGUUUUCGGUUGUCAUCGAUGCUCUUGCCUGUGUUUCCUUGCGUUGAAAACAUAAAAAGGCGUUCUGACGUACCUCAGCCGUGGUGCUUCUUGUUGUCUGCAUCUACUGCCUCUGCCGUAGAUACACGGUGGAGCUGCGCCCAUGGGUGCUAGUGCUCUGCCUACAUCACCGAAGG
This is a messenger RNA of Ectocarpus sp. CCAP 1310/34, 3193 nucleotides long. NCBI's taxonomy places the organism in Eukaryota, Phaeophyceae, Ectocarpales, Ectocarpaceae. The record is from the annotation of a GenBank genome assembly.